UAUCCUGGAAACAUUACACGACUACAACUACGCUGCAUACUAUCUUUUAUGUAGACAAUCUAAUUAAAAGUAGGCUAGAGAGUGCUGUUACUGGAAUGCAUUGGAAAGUAGGAAUAAUUCAAAAUUAUAAAUACAAUUCUAUUCAUUUUUGUGUUUGAUUAAAGUAGUUAAGUAACAUUUUUUUUGCGCUAAUUCACUUUGAAUAGGUAUCUGUGUGUAUAUAGUUAUAUUUAUAUUGGUCCUAAUCCUGCAAGGGUUUAAGCUUAUGGUGGAUGCUACUAUGGAAAUAGUGCCAUUGAUUUACCAUAUCCUUUUAAGUGUUUGCAGAACUGGAGUCAUAGCAACUUCCAUAGUGGGAUUAGUCUGUACUUCAGUACAUAUUUGGGUUUCUUUUCUUUAACAUUUUUACUCUAUGUAUCAAAAUUCUGAUGACUGGACCGAGCAUAUUCGUGUGCUGAGGAUUCUGACUGAAAUGUUUCUGCCUCAUAUCAACCUUUCAGAAUUAGAGCAAACCUUUUUCUCAAAAGUGUUACCCAAGGCAAUACAAUUAUUUGAUGAUUUGUUGUAUGAAUUAUCCAGUCAAGCCAAAGGACUAACCAGCCAGAACAUAGAAUUAUGCAAAGCGGUGAGGAAUGUUUUACAGACUAUGGUGCAGCUGCUGGAAACUCUGACGGGUUGUGUGCGACAUAUCUGUACCCUGCAGGAGCCUGUGCCUUUAGAGAGUAUCUGUAGCCUUCCCUCUACCAUUCUUUAUGUAAUCAAAAACACAUUUAUGCACUGCAAG
This is a messenger RNA of Chrysemys picta bellii (western painted turtle), 784 nucleotides long. The record is from RefSeq and is a predicted model, not a curated record. NCBI's taxonomy places the organism in Eukaryota, Metazoa, Chordata, Testudines, Emydidae.